Aspergillus viridinutans is the source of this 3630-nucleotide messenger RNA. Its product is annotated as SH3 domain protein. Lineage: Eukaryota; Fungi; Ascomycota; Eurotiomycetes; Eurotiales; Aspergillaceae. The record is from RefSeq and is a predicted model, not a curated record. The transcript is spliced from 3 exons. Gene Ontology annotation, molecular function: protein binding. The coding region runs from base 1 to 3630 and encodes 1209 amino acids.
AUGUCCAGCCCGCCGUUCACGGUCAAAUCGGUCUUCGAGUACACUUCGGACCAUGAUGAUGACCUUAAUUUCCCAAUCGGCCAAAUCAUAACCGUUACUGCCGUGGAAGAUGCGGAGUGGUAUUUUGGCGAGUACACUAAUGACUCGGGGGUCAAGGUAGAAGGCAUCUUCCCGAAGAAUUUCGUCGAGAGGUAUGAACCACCUGCACCCCCGCGGCCGACACGCCCUAGCAGACCAAAGAAAGAAGCCACUGCUGCCGCUCCGUCCGAACCCGCUGCUGCGGAAACUCAUGCAGAACGCCUUCCUUCUCCGGGGCCAGCACCAGAGAGCGCCCCUUCGCUCGAACAGGAGCCCGUGCUCGAAACGCCCAGAUCGCCUCCGAUUACUGCGCAAGCGCCGGCGCCUGAGGUCUCUUCUCCGCCACAGCCAGUUCAAGCUCAAGCUCCAAUUCCGGCACCCCCGCCGGCCGCUCCCUCGGCCUCAAGUGAGCCGAAAGAGCCAGCCACCAAAUCGGCAUCUAAACCAGCACCUCCCCCGGUUGCAGAGAAACCUAGUGGGUCAUCAUUUAAGGACCGGAUUGCGGCUUUCAACAAACCCGCUGCGCCGCCUAUCGCGCCUUACAAGCCAGGAGGCUUCGGCGGCCAGAAUCCGACAUCGUUCAUCAAGAAACCGUUUGUUGCGCCACCCCCAAGUAAGAAUUCCUAUGUGCCUCCGCCUAGAGAGCCGCCUCCGAAGGUCUAUCGGCGGGAAGAGGAUACAGAAGUACAGGAGCGUGCUAUGCGCGAGCCUCCGGUUUCUGAGAGCAGACCUGCACCCACUGAAGCAACUGAGGAAGGGGUGGAAGGUCAGCCAAAGCCAACCAGCUUAAAGGAGCGAAUUGCUCUUUUGCAGAAGCAGCAAUUGGAGCAAGCGGCUCGCCAUGCUGAAGCAGCUCAGAAGAAGGAGAAGGCUAAGAGGCCCCCAAAGCAGCGUAUUGAAUCUCACGAGGACCGCACCGCCGUGGAAGAACAGGAGCAUGAAAGCUCUGGUGCAGCUCCGUCGGCGAGGGAUCACAGUGUCGAGACCGUGAAGCCUGGCCCUCUCCCUGAGGGACAGUUAGGAACGCCCCCGCCUGGACUAGAGCCGGCUAGUGAUGCUAACGACGCUGACUAUUCCGCCGCCGCUGAUACGGAAGAUGCGGAAGAGACUUCAACAAGCAAGGAGGACCUAGAAGAUCGUUCUGGGACCGAGACUCGUCAAGCACGGGAGCCUGAGAAACAGAGAGAGAGUAGCGACAAGCUUGAACCGGACGAGGGAGAUGAGAGUGACGAAGAAGAGGAAGAGGAAGAGAUUGACCCCGAAAUCAAGCGUAGGAUGGAGCUUAGGGAAAGAAUGGCGAAGAUGAGCGGUGGUAUGGGUAUGAUGGGGUUCUUUGGUCCUCCUGGUGGGAUUCCUGUUCCGGCCGCAGGACCUCGCAAGACGGAGAAAAAGUCGGAAGACUCAGAUCGGGCUGCUCCAGCAACUGCUCCACCAGUCCCCGUGAUGGCACUGCCGGGAAUGAACGCCGUUAGGCCAACAGCAGCUCCUCCAAGCGUAGAGAAGGAAGAGAAUGUGCCUCAGCCUGCUUCCGUGACCGAACAGCAUCCUCCUCAGGAAAUUCCUGAUGUAGAGGACGUCGUGGAGGAGGAUCCUUCUCGUCGCGCUCCUGAUGAGAGGCCUGCUGCACCUCAGGAGCGUCCAGUACCCCCGCGUCCGCCGAGAGAAACACGGCCAGCCCCGCCUCCAAUUCCUCAGGACCGGCCGCUCUCUCCACCGGCUGUUCCAGGUGAAUCUCGACCUGUCCCUCCUCCUCCGAAGACUCCCGCUACUGCUGAUCUCGGUGAGGAAUCGGACGACGAACUUUCUAUACGUGCGAAGGAUCUCUCUUUGAAUGCCGCCGAAGCGGAGGAGGAACGGCCUGCAGCUGCUCAGUCGGUUUCGGCUCCUCCCCUUCCUGACCAUCUCGAUUCGCGGCGUUCCUCAACCUACGAACCUACUUCUCCAAAGUCUCCUACUCUUCCCUCGGAGAAGAGAAUGAGUCGCCCGCCUCCGCCGAUCCCAACAAAUCCACCGAUGUCACCACAGUUCCAGGGCAGGGCUCCUCCCCCGCCACCUCCUGGCAACAUCCGCCGUAGAUCAACUGUGGAUAGCAGAGCAAGCGCAGUCUCGCAACCUCGCCAAGCUGGUGAAGACCUUGAAGGAGAAGUCACCGAGUAUGAUGGGGACUACGAUACGGAUAUCGCGUCUGGGGCCAAAUUCAAAGAUGCCUUGAAAUCUCAUGGCCGCGAUUCUAGUGUCGACGAAGGUACUAUAACCGAUGAUCAUUCUCUUCAGUCUCCACGAAGCCCUCAAGAGGCCCGCCUUCCUCCUCCGCCACCUCCUUCUGCGCCCAGAGCCGUUCCACCGCCGCCACCCAUUCAGCCACCGAAGAGCAGCGGAGGCGCUUCUCUUGAGUCUCCUAGAGGACCUCCGCCGCCGCCUCCUCACAGAGAGCUGUCUUUCGGAGGGGAAGAAGAAUAUGAUCCAUAUCGCUAUUCUGGCCCUCAGCAUGGUUUGCCCGCACCGAGAGCGCCACCUGUGCCUCUUGGCCGCCCAGAGUCACCCCCGGUGCCUCCUUCACAGGCUGCUGAACAAGACUCUGACGACAUGUACGACGCGUCUCCCUCGGAGACAUCAGCGGCUCCGCCGCUGGAAAAGAGAGCGUCUUUUGCGCCUCCUCCCACUCUGCCGCCUAGCGCGCCACCCCCGUCGGCGCCACGAAGUAAUCGUGCAUCCUUAGACAUUCCAAGGGGCCAGCCUAAUCUGCGGAGAUCUAUGGAUGUAUCUCGUCCGUCCAUUGAUCAAGGCUUCAUUGCUAUGGAUGUGGAUCUGGCGGAAGGCUCUCUCUGGUGGACACAGCCUAAUACCCCUCCGCCUGUUUUCCAAAAUCGGAAGGAUGUUCAUUUUGAAGUGGAGGAAUCCACGUCCACUAAGCGGGGCGGAAAGACCACGAUUUCCAAAGAUGUGUAUGUCCUAUUCAUGGACUAUUCGCAGACGGUGAUCUCAGUGGCAUUUGAUGCCCGAAAUCCUUCGGAUGUGUCCUUGGAGCAGCGUCACGAACCUCCGCCGCUGCAGCCGCGCCAGGACCAGCUUGAGAAGGCGCAUGCGCAGUUCGGUACACGUAUCUCAGAUGCUGUGAAUGCUAUUCAGAAUACAACUGUCUCAGAUGGUACCCCGUUUGGCUUGGUCCAGCAUCUGCUUAGUCCAUUGAAAGAUGCACUCCUCCCUGUCGGUACACGCGCCUAUGGUGCCUUGGUUUAUGCAAAUUUGGCCAAUGCAUCUGUGCAACAGAAUGACGAGAUCCGAGCUGGAGAUAUCGUCACUUUCCGCAACGCGCGGUUCCAAGGCCACCGAGGCACGAUGCACCAGAAAUACAAUGCUGAAGUCGGUAAACCGGAUCAUGUCGGUAUCGUCGUUGACUGGGAUGGUACCAAGAAGAAGAUCCGCGCAUGGGAACAAGGCAGAGAAAGCAAGAAGGUGAAGGUAGAGAGCUUCAAGCUCAAUGAUCUGCGAAGUGGGGAAUGCAAGGUGUGGCGAGUUAUGCCUCGAAGCUGGGUAGGCUGGGAGAGUUGA